This is a messenger RNA of Lichtheimia ornata, 1563 nucleotides long. RefSeq lists its product as uncharacterized. The coding region runs from base 1 to 1563 and encodes 520 amino acids. Gene Ontology annotation, biological process: regulation of DNA-templated transcription. The transcript has a single exon. Gene Ontology annotation, molecular function: histone acetyltransferase activity. The record is from RefSeq and is a predicted model, not a curated record. NCBI's taxonomy places the organism in Eukaryota, Fungi, Mucoromycota, Mucoromycetes, Mucorales, Lichtheimiaceae.
AUGGAGAACAAUCCACCCACUGAAUCGUCCCCAGCACCACAAUCAAACAGCACUUUAUCGAAUGGGGCGGUCGAGCAACAAGAUGGCAACAAAAAUUCCAACCAUCGAGUUCCUUCAUCCAAUGGGCAUGCAACACCGGAUGGGUCGUCUGAUGACCCCAAGCAAGCUCAAAUCCAACGGUUUAUUGCAGCUCCUCUGAAUUGCAAGUUGUUUGUGCAAAAGAUCUCUGGCAAUCAAGAAUUUGAGUACCGCAAGGCCGAGGUGCUGGUAGCACGGGAGACGACACGCAAAGGGCGAGAGUAUUAUGUGCAUUAUGUCGAAUUCAAUAAGCGUUUGGAUGAGUGGGUGUCGUUUGAGCGUUUGGAUUUCUCUCGCGAUAUCGAGUUUCCAAAGCCAGAUCAAAAGAAGAAUAAGGCGCGUGAUUCGACUGCAACACCACCUCCGACUUCAACAACUGAAGGUGGCAGUAGAUCCAACAAGGGACGUCAUGGUAGCACCCCGUUACGUGCUAGCACACCGUCAGCUGGACAAAAGCGCAAACAAGAUGAUCAACAAGAGGAACAAUUGGUCCUGGGCGGUGAAGAUGAAGAUGGCGAAGUGAUGGAAGUGGUCGAGGAUCAGCAACAAGAGCAACAAAACACGUUUUCAAAGCGACAAGAGAUUGAAAACUUGAGAACGUCUGGUUCCAUGACCCAAUGCGUCAAUGAAGUGGCCCGUGUCAAGAACCUGAACAAGAUCCAAAUGGGGAAACAUGAGGUGGAGACAUGGUACUUUUCACCGUAUCCUCAAGAGUAUGCAUAUUGUGACACCCUUUAUAUUUGUGAGUUUUGUUUAUGCUACUAUGCUUCUCACAAACAAUUGGAACGACAUCGCGGGCGCUGUCAACUCUUUCAUCCACCUGGCAACGAGAUCUAUCGACAUGACGAGGUUUCCUUUUUCGAGAUUGAUGGUCGUAAGCAAAAGACUUGGUGCCGCAACCUCUGUUUACUCUCCAAGCUCUUUCUCGAUCACAAGACCCUUUAUUACGACGUCGAUCCCUUUUUAUUCUAUUGCAUGACAGCACGUGAUGAGCUGGGGUGCCAUUUGAUCGGCUAUUUUUCAAAGGAGAAGGAAUCAUCUGAAAAUUACAAUGUCGCUUGUAUUCUCACAUUGCCUCAAUAUCAACGCCAUGGCUAUGGCAAAUUGCUCAUUGCAUUCUCCUACGAGUUAUCCAAAGCAGAAGGAAGGACAGGAUCACCAGAGAAGCCAUUAUCGGAUUUGGGUCUUUUAUCGUAUCGUGCUUAUUGGACGGACACCAUUGUUGAGUUCCUAUUGUCUGCCACCGAAGAAGUCACCAUUGAGGAGAUCUCUCAAAAGACAUCCAUCACACCUCAAGAUAUCCUGCAUACCCUUCAAAACAUUGGUGCUCUAAAGUAUUAUCGUGGUCAACACAUCAUUUGCUUGGGUGAUAAGGUGGUUGAACAAUGGGAACGGAAUCAGAGAAAGCGGAAACGUGCCAUUGUCCCCGAGAAGCUCGAUUGGAAACCACUUCAUUUUACUCCUUCUCAGCUACGAUUCCUUUAA